Molecule: messenger RNA, 1637 nt
Organism: Cornus florida
Lineage: Eukaryota; Viridiplantae; Streptophyta; Magnoliopsida; Cornales; Cornaceae
Exons: 12
Coding region: 345-1343 (332 amino acids)
Biological process (GO): cardiolipin biosynthetic process; CDP-diacylglycerol biosynthetic process
Cellular component (GO): mitochondrion
Molecular function (GO): phosphatidate cytidylyltransferase activity
Source: RefSeq, a predicted model, not a curated record
UUUCUUUAAUCAAAUGGCAAGUUCUCAUUGGUAAUUAUACCAUGUCAGCGGAGUGACGUGGUAUUACGGUUACAGCCGAUAAUUUCUCGUACUAUAGAGUGGGGUGGACGCCUCCAUUUAAAUUUCUAUUGUUCUACUGCGAGUUUGCAACGCAAACUGCAUUCAACCCAGCCAAAGCUCCAAUAAGUUCGGACCCUCUUUCGAUUUACUCACAACCUUCAAAUUUCAGCCCAACUGUUUGAUAAAAUUUCCCUCACCGAGCUUAACUCACUCUCAGCUCUUCUUUCCCAUGUUUAUGCAUAUUACAUAUAUUUACAUGAACAUGUAAGUGACAUAGUGUGGCAAUGGAUGGCAAAAAUGAAGUUGGGCUAGCAAGUUUGCUGAAAAUUCUCCCCCCUGUAGAAUUUUGUUGUGUCUACGGCUCAGCCCUCCAUCCAAAUAAUCAUGACAAGUCAUCAAUGAUAGAUUACAUUCUAGGUGUAGCAGAUCCUCUGCAAUGGCAUGUUGAGAAUCUGAAAAUGAAUCGAGAUCACUAUGCCUCCUGGAUGGUGCACCUUGGCGGGGCAAGGCUGAUUACUGGCGUUGCAGAUGAAAUUGGUGUUGGAGUACACUUCAACCCAUUUGUUACUUGGAAUGACAAGAUGUUCAAGUACGGGGUUGUUCGAAUUGAUGAUCUGAUACGGGACAUACUCAAUUGGGAGAUGUUCUAUUUUAGUGGUCGAUUACAAAAACCUGUUCAUAUACUAAAGGAUAAUCUGGAUAUUUCAAAUGUAAACUCUGUUAAUUUGAGAGCUGCAACAUCUGCUGCUCUCCUUCUUUUGCCAUCUAAAUUCAAUGAGGAAGACAUCUAUGCCAAAAUAUGUAGCCUCUCAUAUAUGGGUGAUCUGCGUAUGCUUUUUGCUGAAGAUAAAAAUAAGGUGAAGAAGAUUGUGCAAGGGCAGUUUGGUUUAUUCCAAACAAUGUAUAGGCCUUAUCUAGAAGAACACGCAACCAAUGACUUCUUGAGAUUUUCAUCAUCUGGUGGUCACCAAGUAAAUAUAUCUCAGGACUCUAGUUUAUCUGCAGUUUCCUCCCUUGUUUCUAUUCUUCCUGCGACGAUCAGAAGCCAAAUGAUGAUGAGACUAGGAGAAGAGAAAAAAGUUGGUAAAUCUGGUCAAGUUAUACGGGAAGUUGUGAUUAAUUCAAGGGAAGAGGUCGCUGAAUGCAUGCAGAAAGUUAUGAGACAUAGGGUUAUGAUUUCAAGUGCAAGGCAGGCUGUCUCUGGACUACUGACUGUUGGUGCUGUUCGUGGAGUUAGAUAUUUUGCAAAUAAGAUGAGCAAGGCUUGGAAAUCAUGGACAUGAUCUUUCAGUCUCUCCCUAUUUUUGUUUUUCCCUUUCCAAGCGAGUUAAGUUCUUCUGAUCGACUAAAACCUUGACAAGAGAAGUACAACUGCAGCUUGAUCACCUUCAACAGGAGGUGUUGUUACAAGGCUAAAUGGGUCUUUUGUCUAGAUUUUCCUAUCAACUCUUAUAGAACUGCAUGCACUGUAUUUCUGAAAACUUUGAGAGGGAAUGGAUUAUUUCUAUAGGAUGUAAAAGAAAUUUUUAUAACAUUAAUAUAAGAAUCAUUUUUUUCUAUUAUCUUUAAUAUAAGAA